Knipowitschia caucasica is the source of this 948-nucleotide messenger RNA. The record is from the annotation of a GenBank genome assembly. Lineage: Eukaryota; Metazoa; Chordata; Actinopteri; Gobiiformes; Gobiidae.
AUGUUGUUCAUACUGGACCUGCUGCUGAUGCUGAUCCACCUGACAGCCUCCAUCCUCUCCGCGGUCAUCAACACCGUGAUCCGGCCCAGACUCAAGUGCAUAGAGGGCGAGUUGUGUCUGAUCACCGGGGCCGGGGGCGUGCUGGGCCGACUCUUCGCUCUGGAGUUCGCCAAAGAAGGAGCGCAUCUUGUGCUGUGGGACUGCAACACCGCCGCCAAUGAACAGACGGCCGCCCUGGCGCGGGAGCUGGGCGUCCAGGUGCACGUCUACACCGUAGACCUGUCCCAGCGCCACAGCAUCUACCACACCGCGGACAGAGUGAGGCAAGAGGCGGGACAAGUGUCCAUCCUCGUCAACAAUGCUGGCGUGGUGGCCGGGCGGAGGCUGCUGGAGUGUCCGGACGAACUUUUGGAGAGGACGCUGUUGGUGAACUGCCACGCUCUGUUCUGGAUGACAAAGGCCUUUUUGCCUCAGAUGAAAUCCAGUAAUCAUGGACACAUCAUAACUGUGGCCAGUGCCCUGGGCUUGUUCAGCACAGCCUGUGUGGAGGACUAUUGUGCCAGCAAGUUUGGGGCUGUGGGCUUUCACGAGUCCCUGACUCAUGAGCUUCAUGCUGAAAACCUAAAUGGUAUUAAAACAACUCUAGUCUGUCCAUAUAUAGUGGACACCGGGAUGUUUGAAGGUUGUGAAAUAAGGCAGGAAUUACGCAGCCUAAUCCCCCCUCUGGAGCCGCUUUAUACUGUGCAACAGUCUAUGCAGGCUAUUCUGUCUGAGCAGCAGAUGAUCUGCAUCCCCCGCCUCAUGUACAUCCCCUUCCUCACAAGAGCACUGUUACCGUGGGAGGCCAAUGUUGCUACAUAUCGUUUCAUGGGAGGAGACAAGUGUAUGAUGCCCUUCAUAAAGAACACUGAACAGAAGAUAGCCAAUGGUGAUGUCAACCACAAAUGA